This is a messenger RNA of Neoarius graeffei (lesser salmon catfish), 4807 nucleotides long. RefSeq names its product protocadherin beta-15-like. Gene Ontology annotation, molecular function: calcium ion binding. The record is from RefSeq and is a predicted model, not a curated record. The transcript has 4 exons. Lineage: Eukaryota; Metazoa; Chordata; Actinopteri; Siluriformes; Ariidae. Gene Ontology annotation, biological process: homophilic cell-cell adhesion. Gene Ontology annotation, cellular component: plasma membrane. The coding region runs from base 124 to 2979 and encodes 951 amino acids.
GAAAGGCUUCGCUGUCGGAUAGUCUUUGCGCACACGGUGCUGAACAUUUGUUUUAAAAAACGUUUCCCAAAACAUCUUGGAUUUUCACUGGAUUUUCACGAAUAUCAAAUAUUUUAAACCUGAAUGAGGAUUUUAUUUCCGCGGAUCUUCUGCACCGCCGGGAAAAUGGCAGACGCAGUGAUGUGGCACACGGUAUUGUUUUCUAUCCUCCUUUCUUCUCGCUCCGUGCUCGCGCAGGUCAGUUACUCCAUACCGGAGGAAAUGGCGAAAGGCUCGAUGGUUGGAAAUAUUGCUCAGGAUUUGGGUUUGGAAAUAAAAAGAUUGAAAUCUGGGAAAGCGCGCAUUUAUACGGUGGAUAGCACGGAAUAUAUCGAACUGAACAGAGAGAGGGGUUCGCUUCUCAUUAAAGAAAAAAUGGAUCGAGAGUCGCUUUGUGCAAAAAAGACUCCGUGUGCUUUACAUUUACAGAUGAUUCUAGAGAGUCCAAUUGAACGGUACACAAUAACUAUUGAAAUCACGGACAUUAAUGAUAAUUCUCCAUACUUCCAGAAGGAGGAAAUUCGAUUUGAAAUAAGCGAGUCGGCUGUACCAGGAGUGAGAUUCAUGUUAGAGAGAGCAAUGGAUGCUGAUGUCGGUACUAACGGACUUCAGAGCUACUCACUUAAACCGACAGAUCAUUUUGUUUUGGAUUUACAAAACCACGCGGGUGGUGGAAAAACUGUAGAAAUGGUUUUACAAAAACCACUCGAUAGAGAAAAGCAGGAAAGGCUGACAUUAUUAUUAACAGCCAUGGAUGGAGGUGAACCGGUUCUGUCCGGUACUGUACAGAUCCACGUUAAUGUUCUGGAUGCAAAUGAUAAUGCUCCUGUCUUUAUACAUAAAAUAUAUAAAGCCUCAGUGUUCGAAAACGCACCGGAAGGCACUAAAUUGACGACCGUGAGCGCAUCAGAUUCUGAUGAAGGAACAAACGGACAGGUGACUUAUUAUAUUUCAAACAAUGAAGAGGAUGUGAAUGAAUUGUUUAUUAUACACCCGAAUAGCGGAGAAUUAACGUUGAAAAGACAAGUUGACUUUGAAAAAACAAGCCAUUAUGAACUUGAUGUACAAGCCAGGGACCAAGGAGGUCUAUCAGACUCAUGCAAGGUAAUAAUUGAUGUGUUGGAUAUAAACGAUAAUAAACCUGGGAUCACUGUUUUGUCCAUGGUCACUUCUAUAUCAGAGGAAUCGCUUUCUAACACAGUUGUGGCAAUGAUCAACGUAAAUGAUGCAGAUUCAGGUGAAAAUGGACAAGUUCAGUGUAUUAUCACUGAUAAUAUUCCAUUCAUCAUCACAUCUUCGUCCAAUAAUUUCUUUAGUCUGCUCACAGAUCAGGAGUUAGACAGAGAGAGAGAAGCUGAGUAUAACAUCAGUGUGACUUGCUCUGAUGAGGGAGUUCCCUCACUUUCCAGCAGCACUUCUCUCCGUUUACACAUAUCAGAUGUAAAUGACAACGCACCUGUUUUUGAGAGAAAUCAUUAUGAGGCCUAUGUGGUGGAGAACAACACACCAGGUCUCUCUGUAUUCAGAGUGAAGGCCAGUGACGCAGACUCCAACCAGAAUGCUCGAGUUGCUUAUAUUUUAGAAGACAGCACUGUCAAUGGAGUUCCUGUAUCAUCAUAUGUGUCCGUCAGUGCUGAUAGUGGAGUCAUUAAUGCCGUGCGCUCUUUCGACUACGAGCAGUUAAAGGACUUCCAUUUCCGGGUCAGAGCACAGGACGGAGGCUCACCUCCACUCAGUAGUAACGUGACAGUGAAAAUUACAAUCCAAGAUCAGAAUGACAAUGCUCCUCAGGUUCUCUACCCAGUACAGACUGGUGGCUCUGUGGUGGCUGAGAUCGUGCCUCGUUCAGCAGAUGUCGGCUAUCUGGUCACUAAAGUGGUGGCUGUUGAUGUGGACUCUGGACAGAACGCCUGGCUCUCCUACAAACUCCAGAAAGCCACAGACAGGGCGCUGUUUGAAGUGGGAGCGCAGAACGGAGAGAUACGGACUGUGCGCCAGGUCACUGAUAAAGAUGCAGUGAAACAAAAGCUGACUGUAGUUGUGGAGGAUAACGGACAGCCAUCUCGCUCAGCUGUAGUCAACAUCAAUGUAGCUGUAGCGGACACUUUCCCUGAAGUGCUCUCAGAAUUCACCGACUUUACGCACGCCAAACAAUAUAACGAUGACCUCACCUUUUAUUUAGUUUUAGCAUUAGCUGCUGUCUCUUUCCUUUUCAUCACAACUGUAGUAGUUAUAAUAUCAGUAAAGAUCUACAGGUGGAGACAAUCGCGCAUCUUCUAUCAGUCCAGUCUCCCAGUUAUUCCGUACUAUCCACCCGGUUACGCAGACACAGGAGUUACUGGAACUCUGCCGCACGGGUAUCAUUAUGAUGCUUGUAUGACGACUGACUCGAGGAAGAGUGACUGUAAAUAUUCUACACUUGGAGCACAAAGUGUUUUAGUGAUGGACCCGAGUUUUACAGAAACUAUGCAGCGCGCAAUGAAAGAAAAUAUUGUCCUAGAAGACCCUGAGUCCCCUGAAAUGCAAAAGCCACCAAGCAAUGACUGGCGCUUACCUCCGAACCAGAGACCUGGACCCAGUGGAGCUGGACCUCGUCCUGAAGAGGCUGGAGCCGGUGCAGUAGUGGGAACAGGACCGUGGCCCAACCCCCCCACUGAGGCGGAACAGCUCCAGGCUCUGAUGGCUGCUGCGAACGAAGUGAGUGAAGCCACAGCGACUCUUGGUCCUCGCUACAAUGCUCAGUACGUCCCUGAUUACCGGCAGAAUGUUUACAUACCAGGCAGCACCGCUACACUAACAGCUAAUCCCCAGCAGCAGAUGCCUCAACAGGCUCUGCCACCUCCUCAGGCCCCGCCUCAAGCUGCACCCACCACCGAUGUCCCCAAGGCUGCCCCGACCCCGGCCAGCAAGAAGAAGGUCACCAAGAAGGACAAGAAGUAAGACAGUAAGAUGCGUUAGAUUAGCUCAGAUCAGAUUAAAUCACAUUAGAAUAGAUUAAAUUAGAUUAGAUUAGCAGUCGCACUCUACUGCUCCAAUCUGAGCAUUUCUCUUCCGCGCAUGUAAAACUAGAACAUUUAAUAAUCAGACGUUUCUUUAGUGCCGAGACUAAAUAUCAGUUUCAGAUGGUUUAGUUCUUAGACACGAUGCAAGAAAUUCCCAGCUGUUUUUUUCUUCUUGUGGUAGAUUUUAUAUCUUCAUGUAAAAUCAAACAUCAAUAAGAACUGAUCAGGAUGUGUUCCGAUGUGUUCACAUCAACAAUGAAAGUUUCUUCUGUAAUCCUGUUUGAUAGCACUGCUGAUAAAUACACAUUGUCAUGUUACGAUAUUUUUUUUUGUGCGCGUGCGUGUUCUUUAUAACGCAAAAUAGAGCUACUUGUUGUGAGAAGAAUGAAAAUGAAAAAAGUGUGGUGUAUGUUUUUUCAAGGAUGUGCCAUAACCCUGGGAGAAGAUUUUUUUUUUCUUUUUCUACUGACUCUUGCAUGAUCCAAUUUGUAACCAUGGUAUUGAAAAAGAACUAUAGAACUAUGCAGUGUGGAAAAGAUGAGUAAAAGUAUGAAGAAGUUAAAUGCAUUUACAGUAAGAGAAGCCGUUUUCCUCAUAAACACACCAGCAACUGCAAAGUUGGACUGUUCGUAUUAUCAGGAAAAAAAAACAAAAAAACAAAUGUAAGAUUGGAUCCAGUCUCAAUAAAUUUGUUUAGCAUGACUAAAACAAUGCUAGCUUCAUGAUAUAUAAUGAUAUACAGUAUCAAACACCUACCAACUCUGUAUAGCCAAAUAUUCACUACUCAUUUCAGCCUGCAUUAAAUGAAGUGUUUCCUCUGACGUGGAUAUCGUGGACAUUUCCCAAGCCUUUGGUCUGCGUUAGCGCGUUCUGGUUGAGCAUGAUCUUCUGAAGUUUAAAGUUUCAGUUUAAGCAGAUUGAGUUGUGGGAUGAGAAACCUCAAAAAAGUCGGAUUGAUGGAGAGACAGUAUGAAGGAGAUAUUUGAUGUGGCGAUUUUAUUCAUUGCUGAUUUUCCUGGAUUUUUUUUCCAAUUGGGAAGACCUCAAAUGGACGCCACUCCAUUCUCAGACAACUUCCAAAUUCGACUUUAUUACUUAUUACUCUCUCCGGCAUUCUGUACAAUCCGAAAUAACCGUGUAAAUACGACAUGUAACCUGUCUGUACAAACGUGAGCCAGAAACAUCAGGCUAGAACAGGAAUGUUUCAGUAUUUUUUAGAAAAAAUAUAUAAAAAAAGAAACCUAAAAAAAACAAGUAUAGUGCUUUAGAUACAAAAAAGCUUCAAACUCAUUUACUAACCAAACUGUAAAUACAACCUUUCCAUUUAUGAAGAAAACACAAUCGUAGCUUAGGCCUUGUGAAGUUAAAAAAGUGCAUAUUUUUGUGUUCUUUUCCUUCUCUUUCACUUUAUUAUUUCUUCCAAGCUUAAAAAAAGAUGUGUUUUUAGCGUGCCCUUCCCCCGACAUCCCUCUAUAGUCUUCUGUGUUUGUAAUUACAGUAAGCUGUUAAUGCUACCGGAAUGGCUAUUCCUGUCUGUUUAACUCUAAAUAUAUAUAAAAUAUAAAUGUCUGUCUGCUGCUUGAAUACCUUUCUGGAUUCAAUUGUGAUAACUUUCUUUCUUUUCUUUUUUUUUAACCACUUUGCGCUUCAUGUCCUGCUUUGAUUUUAUAUGCAGAUAUUUAUAUGGCUGUUGAUUUUGUUUAUGUUCUUGUUUAUUAAUGGGACACUUACGUACAUUUCAAAUAAAAGUUUGUCAGAACUCACAA